Anopheles funestus (African malaria mosquito) is the source of this 2868-nucleotide messenger RNA. RefSeq lists its product as uncharacterized. Lineage: Eukaryota; Metazoa; Arthropoda; Insecta; Diptera; Culicidae. The record is from RefSeq and is a predicted model, not a curated record. Bases 1 to 2868 code for a protein of 955 amino acids. The transcript is spliced from 3 exons.
AUGGAACACCAGCACGACACACUUGCACCGGUAACACAAUCGAACGAACCUCAGCAACCUGAAACGGAAACACCGGAUCAUAGGCCACUUGCAUCGGCCGCGGAUUCGCCUCACUUCCGACCGUUCGCGCCUACCAUGGAAGACUGGACGAUUAACUCGUCACUGGAGAUCGUUGACCGCGCUAGGCAAACGACCUCGAAUGCAAACGAACCUCGAAACUUUGGUAUUUUACAUAUUUCGGACCGCCAUCCCAUAUCCGCUUCGGGGCUAGAGGAAUACAAGUGUAAUGUGGCAUUAAUGCACGAGUUGGUGGAAAAGUUGCCGCAUGUGCUUCGGCUUGACUGGGCGCGACACCGUAUGCAGUCAAGCUCCGCGACACUUUAUGAUUUCAGUAAGUGGAUAGAGACGCAAGUCAAGGCUGCCAGUCUAAUAACUUUGCCGUCUCUAGAAGCCCCCAAGGAGAAAAAACCCGACAGUAGAAGUAGGACCCAUCACAUACAUGUGCAUGAAGCUACGGUGUCAGAUAGCAAACGGAGCCAAAUUUGUCUGUUGUGUAAGGGCACUUGCGUUGACCUGCCGCAUUGCAAGCAAUUCAUCAGACAAGGGGUCGACGAUCGAUGGGUGACCAUACGCAAACUGAAGGCUUGCCGCAAGUGUCUUAAAACACACACCUACAGCUGCAAGGGGAUGAAAGCUUGCGGAAAAAAUGGUUGUGAGUACCUGCACCAUGAGCUCCUACAUAAUGACGAACGCCAUAAAAAACCAAGCGAAAACACGGUGACCACAGCUGCACUGAACGCGCAUUCAGAUGUAACCGGUGACGUAUUUUUAAAAUACAUUCCCGUAAUGGUUUGCGGACGAGAUAAGGCUAUUGCAACCUUCGCCUUUUUUGACAGUGGAUCUACCGCUACCUUCAUGGAGCAUGGUCUUAUCGAAGAGCUUGGUCUGGAAGGAGAACCACAUCCUCUUUGUCUGAAAUGGACAGGCAACUCGGAACGCGACGAAUCGGGUUCUAUACGAGUAUCGUCAUUGAAUAUUUCGGGAGUCGGGCAAAACCGCAACAUGCAUGUAAUCCAAAAGGUGCACACAGUACAAAACCUAUCCUUACCAGCCCAGACUCUGUCAGCGGACCAAGUAACUGAACAGUAUGCGCACCUACAAGGUUUGCCAAUACAAGCGUACGAUAAUGCAAGGCCUCGUUUGCUUAUCGGCAUUGACAACUACCACUUGGCUCGACCGACUCGAUACGCGGAAGGUGGGAUAUAUGAUCCCGUAACGGCAAAGACUCCCUUGGGUUGGGUUGUAUAUGGCCCACGAAGUAAAAAUCUUCCAAAGGCCAAUGCUCAUGCAUUACACACCAUCCGAAUAUGCAAGUACGGUGCGGAUGCCGAUGCUAAUCUAGAUGCAGCGGUGAAAAACUAUUUUACGCUCGAAUCCAUCGGUAUCGUCCGACCUCUGGAAACACUUCGUUCGAAGGAUGAUGAGCGAGCGUUAAAGAUUCUCAACUCGGCAACGAAAUUUUCUGGCAAGCAUUAUGAAUCCGGAUUACUGUGGCGUUUUGACGAUAUUAAGCUGCCAUGCUCUCGUGAUAUGGUCCUGAGGAGAUACACAUGCCUGCGGAAAAGAAUGUCGAAAGAUUCAGCAUUAGCGAAGGCAGUCAUUGACAAAAUGAGAAGCUAUGAAGGGCAGGGCUAUAUUCGACGAUUAUCGCCUGAAGAACUGUCAAAGAAAGGCCCCAGAGACUGGUUUCUUCCGAUAUUUCCAGUCUUUAAUGUGAAUAAGCCCGGUAAGGUUCGUGUAGUCUUCGACGCUGCGGCGAAAGUCCAGGGUGUAAGCCUCAACACCUAUCUGCUGAACGGACCAGGUCUUUUGACAGGGCUUCUAUCCGUUUUAUAUAAAUUCCGUGAGCAUCGUGUGGCCAUAGUCGGGGACAUUAAGGAAAUGUUUUUCCAAGUCCGUAUGAAUCCAGAAGACCAACGAUCCCAGAUGAUUUUGUGGAACGAAAACGACUCUGCGGGUAGUGAGUCGAACGUCUAUGCGGUCGCGGUAAUGACUUUCGGUGCUGCGUGUUCACCGAGUACAGCUCAGUUCGUAAAAAACUUGAACGCGGAUCGCUUUGCCGACAAAUAUUCUCGGGCUGCGAAAUGUAUCAAAGAGGAACAUUACGUAGACGAUCUAUUGGCCAGUGCGGAAUCAGAGGAAGAAAUCAUCACGUUAGCUGAACAAGUCCGAUAUAUCCAUGCAGAAGGUGGUUUCGAAAUUCGAAACUGGUUGUCCAACUCGCCUCGUGUGACAUCACAUCUACAGCGUGAAGCUUCGCCCGAAGACAAGAUAGCCAUGUGCUCCGAUGAUCGCGUCGAAAAAGUGUUGGAACUGCAGGCCGCAGUCAUCGGAGCCCGUUUUGCUGCAGCCAUUAUCACCCAACACCGGAUAUCCGUUGAACGCACUUUCUACUGGACCGAUUCGCGUGACGUUGUGUGCUGGUUGAGAUCGGACCAUCGCCGAUUUAGCCAGUUCGUUGCAUUCCGAGUAGGUGAACUCUUGGAGAUGACUUCUGUUCAAGAGUGGCGCUGGUUAUCAACGAAGAUGAACGUAGCUGAUGAUGGAACCAAGUGGCAGAAGGCACCAACUGCAGAUCCGGAUAGUCGUUGGUUUCGCGGACCGGAGUUCCUGUGGAAGCCCGAGUGUGAUUGGCCAGCCCCCGAACAAUAUCCCACCGACACGACGGAGGAGGUACGCUUACACGUGAUGCAUCACACUACCAAUACGGAGCCAUGGAUUAAGCUCGAGCGUUUCUCAUCCUGGAACCGUCUGUUAAGAUAUGUCGAGCAACAACCACAGACUGAUCCCUUACUGCGUAAGGUAUAA